AUGCUCAGGCCAAGAGAAAUCGCCGAGUCAAAGUCUCUCUCGCGUCUCCUUAUCAAAAUCAAUCGUUCGGCAUCCUCCUCCGCUUCUACCCCGUCCACUACGCUAUCUUCUCCCGCUUCUUCUGCAUCUUCCUCUGCAUCUUCUGUGUCUCCGUCGUCUCCGUCAUCCUUGUCUUCUCCUCAUUCGGCCGCUGCAUCUUCUCUCUCUUUGAAUGCGGACGUCGUGAGAGACAAAGAGGCGCCGCACGCUGGGCAAGCCGAGAGAGGUCCGCCUAGGAGUGAAGGUGAGACGAGCGAGCCUGCAGCGACAGGGCUUGCAGGCGAAGGCAGCGAACCGGAUAGCAACGGAGCGGAAGACGGAAGGGACCAGGCGACAGACGGAACGGACACCUCCUCUCCAGCAGGAGAACCGCCCGUCGAACACGGAGAGAACAAACACGGAGAGAACAAGAAACAGGCAGAGAAGGAAAACGUCGCGAUGGGAGGCGAGAGCGAAACCGAAGUGGCAAGCGCCGGCUCAGUGAGGAGCAAAGACGAAGAACACACGCGAACGAGAGAAGCCGGUCUACGACGGAAACCACACGUUUCUCGCGUCGAGCAAGCAGUCCCGAAAUGUCAAACGCAUGCAGAGCAUGCACAGGAAGAAGUCGUCGGCGCCGUUGGGAUCGUCCAGACUGGCCUCGGAGCCCGCAUUGUCCAGCAUCUUCCUCUCAUGGCUGCUCUCCUAGGCCUUCCUUGUCUCAUCUUCAAACGGGAAAGCACUGCCCUAUGCGACAUUCUCGGCCUUCCCAGCGUUGCGGCGUUUGCCGUCCGCGCCCCCCGCGAUUCACGUCGCUCUCAGCUCUCACUUUCGUCGCCGUCUUGCUCGUCUUCUUCCGCUCUUCCUGCUGACUCUCCGGCGAUGGCAGCCUGCCCGAGCCCUCGCCCCGAUGCGUGCGCAGCUCCUAGCUUGAAGGCUUCCCUUGCAGCUUUUCUUUCGCUUUCUGCGUCUUUGGUCUACCCGACGUCCUUCCCGUUUUUUCUGCCUCGAUUGCACCCGCCAGGCGUCCCAGCCGCGGCGCCCCGCUUGCCGCGCGGGCGUGGCGCGCGGAGACCGGAAGGCCCGUCCGAUGAGUGCGUUUUUUCGCCUGCGUCUUCUGGUCUUGAUGGAGCGGAGACGAAGACGGAAGAGACAAGGCACGCGGUCGAAACGCUGGGGACACGAAACGACGUCGACGAGGACGGAAAGGGAGAAGAAGACGGAAGACAGGACGGUAGAGAGGACCUGGGGAAAGGGCUCCCCGCUGCUGGGACGUUUCGGUCCGGCCCAGGGGUAUCGGCUGCUUGCGCGCGGCGUCUGCGGAUCGAGACCCGCGGCUGGCAGCCUUUUCUCGGGACGUGUCUCGCGACAUCCUUCUGUGAUGCUCGCGAUGCAGAGGCCGGGAACAAAAAAACACGGCGGGAGACCAGGCGCCUCAAACGGCGCGAGAGAAGGCGACUCCUGUUUAAAAAGGCGAAAGCAAGGAAAGAAGAAAAGAAGCCUAAGGCCGGCCAAGAGAAGGAAUGA
Molecule: messenger RNA, 1545 nt
Organism: Neospora caninum
Lineage: Eukaryota; Apicomplexa; Conoidasida; Eucoccidiorida; Sarcocystidae
Exons: 3
Coding region: 1-1545 (514 amino acids)
Source: RefSeq, a predicted model, not a curated record